This is a messenger RNA of Acanthosepion pharaonis, 1419 nucleotides long. The record is from the annotation of a GenBank genome assembly. Lineage: Eukaryota; Metazoa; Mollusca; Cephalopoda; Sepiida; Sepiidae.
AUGGUUCAGGGCGAACGCGAACCGUUUGUAAAAGAAGCCGAACGCCUUCGUUUGCAACACAUGAAAGAGCAUCCGGACUACAAAUAUCGACCCCGGAGAAGGAAAGUUCCGAAAAGGAAUAUGAAACGUGCCGGGGGUUCUGCAAGUACAGCAACCAACAUUUCUCGAUCAGGAUCCAGUAAUUCGGCAGUAACGAGCUCUGGUCUGCCGGAAAACCCCUCACCCCUCAUCAUGCAAAACAGUUGUCUUCGCGGUGGGCGUGGACUGAACAGUAUCACGGCCAGCGCCCCAAUUUUGUCUAAUUUGCUGAACACGCCGGACUCGUCCCCAUGUUCCAGUCCGCAGAAUGAAGGGGUUGACAAGUGUAGGACCCUCACCGCCGAGAAGACCACCUAUGACCGCAACACGACCAGCGGUGUCCUCACACCAGAAAUGUCACCGCAUAACAACACAGACGGAAUGUUUAAAUUUCCUCCGUCGGAAGACAUGCCGUUUAGAUCGCACUAUGCCCAGAACAACCAGUACCCCAACAGUAAUAUGAUGUCUGGGGUGAGCUACAGUGAUCUCCUACGCCAGCAAUACGGACAGAAUUCGUCGGGUGGCGCUCGCUACUUGACCAAUGAAUGGAUUAGCCGUGUGCCGGCCAGCCUUUCAAUGGACGUUCGUCACUCAGAUUGUGUCACUCUUCGCAGCCUCAUUACACAGGGUCCCUCAGCCGGCCAGCGGUACAGUCCGUCAGUGGUCACCUCACACAGUUCUCCGAUCACUAGCGUGGGAGGCUACAACGGAACAACUGGCAUGCCACCACCAAUGCUCCAGAUGGUUGAUCGACAGCAUAAUCUAAUGUCCAGUGGCAGUUACAACGAACCGUUAGUUACCGUAGAUAUUUCGUCCCUGUCAACGCCUGAAUUAAGCUUAGUUGCUGUUAGUGACGGUAUAAAUCAUCAUAUCAAUACCACAACCAAUACUACUACUACCACCACUAGCAAUGGCAUGAUUCUUCCAUCUCUUGCACAAGAAACUGAAGACGAAAGCAAUAUAGACUCCAUUCUUUUGACAGAUCCUCCAGAUGGUACGGAAUUCGCAGAAAUUCCUAACGCGUGCCCACCACUUUGUAACGGCUACGCUCCUACAGCUGGAGGGGUUGGUUCUAUAGGAGAUGUUUUUAGCCAGAUUUCGCCAAUUGAUUGCAAUGGAUCGCUUCCACCACUGUCACAACAACAGCAGCAGCAACAGCCAUCGUUGCAGGGGCUUGAGACGAUCAAUCCAUAUUAUCAAUCAAUGCCGAGUAUGCCUUACGGCAAUCAAAACCUUAGCAGCAACCCUUCGAUACCGUGGGCGGUGAUGCCCAGCAAAGUCAAACCCAACCGGAAUGGCCAACAAUUGAUGAAAAAAAAUGGGAUCGCCGCUCUCUCUUAG